UUUUAUUAGCAAAAAAAGAGGUUACUCAGAAGCAAGUUCCAAAUGGGUGCACUCCUUUUUGGAGCAGACCCUCUUUUAUAUAAAUUUGAAAGAUACUCAUUUUCACGGAAACAUUGACCAGUCAUUAAGAGCAACAUUUUGUGUGUGUAACUCUCUGCCUGUAAAAUCUUUUCAGCCCUAUAUAGCAAAAUAUUUCAACUUGCAAGUUGAUGUGACUAACAGUUUAUUAACACAUAAAUGUAAUUGGACUAAGGUUAAGUAAAUUGGGUCAUGGAUCACCUUUCCACUUUUGCCAAACUUCCUCAUCCCUUGCAAACCUCAGCAAUGAAGAGAAAAGCAGAGCUUCUCCCAUAGAACUUUUGGUGUCACCUGGUGAAGCUGCUUUUAUGGAUUUAAGGAUGGGGGGGGAGAAGAGUUUCCUUUUCUCAACAGGCUCUAGGUCUAGGGCAAAAUGCUGCUGCUCAUCAUGGAGAGCUGCUGACCUAGUAGGUUCUGGUAGCCCCUCUGCUUUAACUGCAGCACGGAGAGGUUCGCUGUUGUGGGCUAGCCGGUUGCGGUGGGGCUGGAGGGAGGGAGCCUGUCCAUUAGGCACUGCAAGCUCCUUCCAGGAGGGAAGAAGUGGCCCACCCGCCUCCAUCUUCCAUAGGGCCAGUCCCUGAUUGGCGUCUCCCUCGCUGACGCCCCCCGCCCAAGCAUUCACCCACCGCGCAGCCGUAGAGGAACGGCCACGUCUGAAUGUCGCUCAUUGUAUGCGGAGCAGGCGCCGCAGCCUCACCUUCGUGCCUCCUCCGAUUAACCGCGACCUCUUUAGUCGCCCGCCGGCAUAUACUGAGCUUUUCUCAUCACUGUGGAUCCAUGAUGCAGUAAUCUGGGAUUCUCCAUACAGUUCAUUUAUCCACCCCCAAUGUGUAAUUUGUAAAACUGCUAAAGCAUAAUUCUAUCAAACUGAUGCUUUAAAAAGUGGUGAUCACCUUCUCUCCAGCAUUCCAGUUGUACUCAGCUUCACCCAGGAUGCUGAGGCUUCGCCUUUCCAGUGCCACAACUGCAAUUAUCUUGGCAAUCCAGACAGGAUUUCUAUUCUUUCUAUAUAUUCAACAAAGUGGCUUCAUUCCACGGUCUAUGGAAAAACCUGCCCAGGUGCACAUCCUCAUCCUUUCCUCUUGGAGGUCAGGCUCUUCCUUUGUGGGGCAACUCUUUAGUCAGCACCCCAAUGUCUUCUAUCUGAUGGAGCCAGCCUGGCAUGUGUGGGCAACCAUGUACCAAAACAGCGCCAAGGUCUUGCACAUGGCUGUGCGGGAUCUCAUCCGGUCUGUCUUCAAGUGUGACAUGUCGGUGUUCGAUGCCUAUUUGCCCUGGAAGAGAAACAGAAACUUGUCUGAUCUGUUCCAGUGGGCUGUGAGCCGGGCAUUAUGCACAAUACCUGCUUGUGAAUUCUUCCAACGGUCUGAUAUUACUGGUGAAAGUGCUUGCAAAACUGUCUGUGGCAAGUAUCCUUUUAGUAAAGUGGAAGAGGCCUGCAAGACCUAUAGCCAUGUUGUCCUAAAGGAAGUCCGUUUCUUUGACCUCAAAGUGCUCUACCCACUCCUUGCUGACCCCUCCCUGAAUCUCAAAAUCAUUCACCUGGUCCGUGACCCCAGGGCUGUCCUGAAAUCUCGGGAACAAUCUGUCAAAGCCCUUGCCCGUGACAAUGGAAUAAUUCUGGGUAUAAAUAGCAGCAGAGUGGAUGACACUGGCUUUAAAGUCCUGCAGGAGAUUUGUAGAAGCCACAUUCAGAUCUAUGAAACAGCUAGUCAGAAGCCUCCAUUAUUUUUAAAAGAUCGUUACUUAUUAAUCCGAUUUGAAGACAUUGUGCGGGAUCCUUUAAUGGAAAUUACUGCAUUGUAUACAUUUACAGAUCUUAUUUUGACCCAGAAACUUAAAAAUUGGAUCUAUAAUAUUACACAUGGACAAGGACCGAGUAAAAAGAGAGAAGCUUUCCAAAUCACUUCUCGAGAUGCACUCAAUGUUUCCCAGGCAUGGAGAAAUGUUCUUUCAUUUCAGAAAGUCCAAAAAGUGCAAGAAGUUUGUAGAGGUGCUUUAAAUAUACUUGGUUAUCAAUUUGUAAAUUCUGAGAAAGAGCAGAAAGAUUUGUCUUUAGAUCUAAUACUGCCAUAUCGGAGAACCCAAUUUCGCUGGGCAUUGUUUCAUGAAAACUAGAUCAAAUAUUCCCUUGUACAUUUGUCAUAUAACUUGAAAAGAUUUGUUGGUUUCAGUACAUCUGGUAAUUUCUCUUAGAAAUUUUAUCAAACCAAGGAACUGUAUACGUAUCUUUUGCUUUUUCAAAUUAAUAAUAAUGGAUAACUUCCAGACUAGCUUUAUAAAGCAACAUUGCAAGGAAUUAUUUUUCACCUGCACAUGGGUAUAAUUUUGAUAUGCUAGAGAAUGCCUUCUUGCUUUUUGUUUUUCUAAGUUCUCUUAGAACUUAGGACUACAGUAUUACUGAAAAGAAAUAUGGUUGGUUGGGUUGGGAAUUUGUCACUCUGAAAUGUUAAUGCACUCAAACUUCCACGUGCCCCAGGGAACAACAGGAAUAGAAAUCCAGUGACUGGAAGGAUUUAUUUCAUUAUAUAUUUUUACAACCUAUAUCUCCUUUAUCUGUGUACCCCAACAUGUCACAGCUCUAAAUUUGUCUCUGUGUUUAUUAUACUCCUAUUUUUUUAAUAUGGGCACCCCUGAUUAUCUGUAAUAGUGAGAAUUAGUUCCUAAUGAAAAUUACAUAAAAAAUGUAUUAUUAUUUUUUUGCAAUAUAGUUGGAAAUCAAUACCCUUGGGAAUAUUUUUAUCAUAUUGAAAGCAGUAUCCAACACUGGGCAGAUGAAUAUUGCAAAUGUGUGCAAUUUAUGUUAUAUGCUAGCAUAACAAAUGGGGUAGACACCACAGAUCAUAUGCCAAAAAUAUGUGUGUUUAGAUUCUCAUAUAUCUAUGUAGAUACCCAGUAAUUUCUCUGUACUACCUCUGUGCUAGGUUUUCUGGUAAGGAGCUGGGAAUAAAAAUAAUUUAGA
Crotalus tigris (Tiger rattlesnake) is the source of this 3040-nucleotide messenger RNA. Its product is annotated as carbohydrate sulfotransferase 5-like. The transcript is spliced from 2 exons. Gene Ontology annotation, molecular function: N-acetylglucosamine 6-O-sulfotransferase activity. Lineage: Eukaryota; Metazoa; Chordata; Lepidosauria; Squamata; Viperidae. The coding region runs from base 1012 to 2196 and encodes 394 amino acids. Gene Ontology annotation, cellular component: Golgi membrane. Gene Ontology annotation, biological process: carbohydrate metabolic process; keratan sulfate proteoglycan biosynthetic process; N-acetylglucosamine metabolic process. The record is from RefSeq and is a predicted model, not a curated record.